AUGUCGACGCUCACAAGUGUUGCUAGACUGAUAACUUUUUUAUUUAUAUUGUUUCAAAAAACAGAGUGCACCGAUUGCAAAAUAAACACCAUUUCUGACGUUUCCAAGAAUUGCACAGUGGUUUAUGGCGACAUAAUCGUCAAUUCCACAUUCAAUUAUACUUUCCCAUUUUUAUCGGAAAAACUUUCAAACAUUGAAAAAGUUAUUGGGCGCGUGAUUCUCAAGGACACAGCGUUCAAGAAUUUGUCAUUUUUAUCAUCAUUGGAGAGCAUUUAUUACAAACCUGAACAAGAUUUCAGGAAUACCGCUUUACAAAAUUGCCUUUCCAUUCGGAAUAAUUUACUGUUAGAAGAUUUGGGAAUGAUUAAGCUCGUAAAUUUUACUCUGGAAUCUAUUCCGACCGAUUGGCAGUUUUAUUCAGUCUACAUUUCUGAAAACCCAAAACUUUGCAUUUCAUUAGAACAGUCUGAAAAGUGGCUUUUGUCUGACAGAGUAUACUUUCCACCAAUGAUAUAUUGUGGAAUUAACGUUCUAGAGACCAAUUCAAAUUUUAUCAAAUUUAAAGUUUUGAACGGUACUAAAAUAUUUUGUAGUACAUCUAGCCCCAAAGCAUAUUUUUAUGAUCUCAUGCCUCUUGGCUGUCAAGUAUUUGAAGUUGGCAUUUGGAUAAAAGACAAUUCAAAUGAAACUGAACUUAAUCGUUUCUAUACCGCUUUAGAAAGCGUUGAAACUGUUUUAGGGUCCAUAGCCAUACGAAAUACCACUUUGAAAUCAUUGAACUUCAAGAAUUUGGUUAAAAUAUAUAACAAGCAUUACGAUGAUCCAGAAUACUAUGGUGGACGCGGAACACAAGCGAUUAAUAUACAAAAUAAUGUAAAACUUACCGAUAUUCAAUUUCCAAAACUCUCAAUUAUUCAUCAUUUCGGUAAAACUCCGUUUGUUGUAGCCACUGGAAAUCCAUUAUUUGCAUGCACCCCAAAAACUUGUAAUGUGUUCAUGAAACUUUUCCGUUUCAAAGUUGAAGAAUGUGGAUGUGGGAUUGUUCCAAAAUUUAACGAAGGUAGUAAGAAGUCGGAUAUAAUGAUGUUAAUAAUCGACUCUGUCACAUGUGCACUUAUAACUACAUUAGUUUAUGGAAGGCUGUUGCUGCGAAUAUGGGAUCCUGAGUUUUCGGUAAGCUACUUCCAGCUCUCAAUGACUGCAUAUUUAUGUAUAUGUGCUAUCGAAGCAUUGUAUUCAGUAACCAAUAACAUACAGUUUCACGAUGGACUCGACUAUUCAUGGUUUGUUGGGUUGCAAUUUCUAUUUAUUUCUAAUAAUGAAAAUUAUUAUUUUCAAACUAUAAAUAUCAUCUACGCCAAUAGAAUUUCCCUUCUUUUGUCGUGUUGCCUAUAUCGAACUAUUGCAUUUGUCAGGUUUGACUAUGGAAAAGGCGCAAUGUGUAUAUCAUUUUUGGUUUUUAUUUUUUCGAAUAUUUGGAGUUUUUAUGGUCUUCUGGAAACAAACACUGACGAUAUUAUUGUGCAAGGAAUUAAAUUUUCUUAUGGAAUUUAUCUACUUAACUGGAUAACACUAGCGGUUUCAACGUCGACAAUGCUGUUCCUCUACAUUUAUCUGCGCAAAAACUUUCAGGGCUACCCAGCUAUGGUUUCCCAUCAGAACAGACUUUCCGUUGCGUUUUUGUUGCAAGCAUUGCUAACAUUUGUUUUUUGUGGAUUUCCGGAUUCAAUUUUUGAAAGCUGGUACCGAGAUAUGAAGCAUCUUGAAAUUGUGAGAGCACGAAGGGUUUUUGCAUACUAUUACAGCAGUACUAUCACACGUUGGCAUUAUUUGGCAUAUGCGAUAAUUUUAAGUAUUUUUACUCGUGAUAUGCUUUCUAGAAUUGAAAUUCGUGUGGCUUCUGUGACUUCAACCUUAAAAUCAACUCCAAUUACAAUUUCACGUGGUGUACUUAAGAAAUAAUCAUAUAAUAUUGGCCUUUUCUUUUUUUGGUCUGUCAUUAUGACACGGGUACAAUAUAUGAAUAAACAGAAUUUAUGGUAUUUUCAGCUUAGUGCUGAAAACAAAAUAAUUAUAAGUUUGCCGUACUCAAAAAUUGACGAUGAUACUAUCAACUGCCGUUUUUCUUUUUUCGUUGGAAUUAUUUCCAAGCGGUCACUGUACGGACUGUACACUCAUUUUCCCAAUUUCACUUCUCUCUAAUAACUGUACUUCGAUGUCCGGAGAUAUUGUUAUAGACGGAAAAAACACAACUACUUUGCUUGAAAAUCAUCUUCAAUAUCCGACUCUUUUGCAAAAGUUUUCAAAAGUUGAAAAAUGGAGCGAAUCAAUUAGAGUUAUCCAUACAGAUUUUAAAGAUUUUGCGUUUUUUAAAUCACUUGCCAGUGUUGAAACUUCAUUUCCUAAUACUAUUUUUGAUGAAAGUAACAUCAAUAGUGUAAUGGGCUACGCCACGUUAUGGAUUGAGUCUAAUCCAAAUGUAACUAAUCUUGGUAUGCCAAAUUUGAAAUCCGUAAUAGCAGAUGUUUUGCCAACUGUGAGAAUUGUAUAUGGACUUUAUAUUCAAGAAAAUACUGAAUUAUGUCUGUCAGAAGAAGAAUUUUGGAAGUUGAGAAAUUUUCAGAGAUCUUUUUUAUUUGGCAUGAAAAUUUGUGGACCUGUUACAAAACAUUAUUGUUCGCAAAGUUCUUUCCAAUAUUUUGAUAUGCCACUUGGAUGCCAGAUACUUCUUUCCGGGAUUUGGCUAAGAGAUUUGACGAACACAACAUACCAAUCCCACCUGAAUCAGGCAUUCUCCACGGUUGAAGAAGUACACGGCCCCAUUGUAGUAUUCCGUACAGACUUAACCAACUUAUCCUUCCCAAAUCUUCACACUAUUCGAAGCCAGUUCUAUGAUGGGCAAAAUGAUUGGCAAUGGCAAGUGUUGAUAAUACGAGGAAAUUAUUUCCUAACAUCGGUUGAAUUUUCAAAACUGAAAAACUGGUACCAUUUUGGAAGAGAGCCGCAACUGACAAACUCCGCAAACUAUAUUUGGAAUUAUACACCAGAGAAUUGCAAAUUAUUCCUGAAAAUACCAUUUUUCUUCAUAAAAGACACAUACAGCAAUUGUGGUAUAAUACCAAUUAUUAAUGACGGCAUUUUAACUCCAUGGCUUUUUGUCCAGUAUUUAGAGAAAGCAUUUUCUUUUUCUACAAACUUUAUUUUGUGUUUAUAUCUUUCUGUGCGACUUUUCAAGAGCAACGUUCUGUGAACUUUUUCCACUUUGAAAUUGUCACACUCAUACUUCUUACAAUGUCAGAAAAUCUGUUUGUAAAUAUCGAUUAUAUUCACAUAUUCGAUGAUAAUGGAUUUGCGAUUCCUUUUGGUUUGAGGUCAAUUUUUCUAAAUAGGGACAAUGCACUUUUUAAUCAAAUUUCCAAUGUUAUGUAUGCGAAUCGUCUCGCUUUACUUAUGUCGUGCUCUUUAUAUCGUCCAUUUUAUUUGACAAAUCUCAAUUACGAAAAAUACGCAUUGUUAGUGUCUUGUAUGGUAUUUGUUGUUUCUAAUGUUUGGAACCUGUCAGUCAUGGAAACCUUGCAAAAUAACUUUGCCUAUGUGUUGUUUCAAAUGAACUGGUUAACAUUAAUUGUGACCCCAGUCUCUGGAAUAGCUGUGAAAAUGAUUUUGAGAAAGACAUAUUCCACGUAUAAUGAGCUAGCGGUACAUCAUAAUCGAUUGUCAUUUGGUUUAUUUCUUCAGGCAUUGUGGAACUUCAUUAUUUGUGGUUACUCGGAUGGUCUGAAUCAAAUGUUACUCAAAGUAUCUCCUUGGCUAGAACUUGUUCGGCAAUGGGAAAAGUUUUUUUACUGGUAUGGCGGCAUUAUGAUGAGAUGGCACUACUCAAUGUUGAUCAUCAUUAUGAUAGUCUACCUGCGGAGCACCUUUGUCAAAUUCCCUAUCAAGACAACCAUAACAUCUGUUGGAAGUUCUUCAAGAGCUAUUCUAAAUUGAAA
Messenger RNA from Caenorhabditis elegans, 3992 nucleotides. The record is from the annotation of a RefSeq genome assembly. NCBI's taxonomy places the organism in Eukaryota, Metazoa, Nematoda, Chromadorea, Rhabditida, Rhabditidae.